GUCGGUCCUUUAGUCAUUAGUCAAUCAGAAAGGAGGCUUGAAAGAAUAUAUAGAGAUUAUAGGAGAACUGAUUUUAAAAUGUUAUUUAUAUCCCUAUUUCUGAGACCUAAAAUGGAAUAUUCGAUAAAGUUGAAUAUUAUCAAAGAACGCAGAAUAAAGAGCUUGUAUGCAUAA
Acaulospora morrowiae is the source of this 174-nucleotide messenger RNA. The record is from the annotation of a GenBank genome assembly. NCBI's taxonomy places the organism in Eukaryota, Fungi, Glomeromycota, Glomeromycetes, Diversisporales, Acaulosporaceae.